AUGAAGUUCGUUGCCUUGGUAUCAGGAGGUAAAGACUCUUGUUUCAACAUCCUCCACUGUCUCAGUAAUGGCCAUGAGCUUGUUGCGCUAGCCAAUUUGUACCCAAAAACCUCUUCUUCUUCUGAGGAAAUCGAUAGCUUCAUGUACCAGACCGUCGGUUAUACGGUGUUACAGAAUUAUCAAGAGUGUAUUGGGGUACCAAUGUAUAGAAAAGAAAUCUUGGGAACCUCAAAGAAUGUUGGCAUGCAAUACCAGCCGACCUUGGAUGACGAAACCGAAGACUUAUACGAAUUGUUGUCGACCUGCAAGCAGAAUCACCCAGAUCUCACCGCCGUAAGUGUCGGGGCAAUUCUUUCAUCGUAUCAGAGAAUCAGGGUCGAACACGUUUGUCAAAGAUUAGGUUUGACAUCGCUAGCCUAUCUUUGGCAAAGGAAUCAGAACGAUUUGAUGGGAGAAAUGUGUGGAUCAGGUAUGGACGCAAGAAUCCUAAAAGUGGCGGCAUUUGGAUUGAAUCAAGAUCAUUUGGGCUUAACAUUGAAUCAGAUAUAUCCUCAAUUGGUAAGGUUGAACUCACAAUUCGACAUCCAUAUUUGUGGGGAAGGUGGGGAAUUCGAAACCAUUGUGCUCGAUGCUCCGUUUUUCAUCAAUAAGAAAAUUGUCACCACGGAACAAAAGAUUGUUAGGCAUAUGGAUGAUGAUGUAUUUUACUUACAAUUAAAGACCAAAGUAGAAGAUAAGACCGAUAACAAAUUCAGUUUGAAAAAUACCGAUUGGAGCCAAUUCAUCACCCAGCAACCGUUGUUGACAGACAUUUUCAAGCAGAUUUAUGAUUCCAUUACCAGUACUGACGACUCACUAUUAUUGGCCGAUUCUUCAUUUGAAGGGGUUGGCAAAUCAUUAAACACAAUCAUAUGUGGUAACAAAUUAUUUAUCUCGAACAUCACCUCGUCUGCUGAAUCCAUUGAUGGUCAAACUACAGAUAUUUUUUACCAACUUGAGAGAAUUUUGAAAAAACAUAAUAUUGAAUCUACAGCGAAUAUCAUAUCGACUAAUCUUUUAGUUGCUGCAAUGUCGGAAUUUUCAAAGAUCAACUCAAUCUACAUGAAUUAUUUCCCAGACCCUUUGCCACCUUCGAGAACCUGUGUGGAGACAAUUUUACCAAAGGGGAAGCAUCUUCAACUCUCUGCUGUUGUAUUAUUGAAUAACAACGAGAAGCAAGGGUUGCACGUUCAAGGAAGAAGUUAUUGGGCCCCUGCCAACAUUGGGCCUUAUUCUCAAGCAGGAUUUGAUACUACCAACUAUAUGGCCAACUUGGCGGGGCAAAUCCCGUUGAUUCCUGCAAUAAUGGAACUUCCAAAUGAAAAUAACGUUCCACUGGAGUAUGCCAAUAAUCUUCAUCAACUAAAUACGGCAUUAUCUUUAAAACAUAUUGUCUCUGUUAAGGACGUCAUUGGUUGUGAUAAAAUCGGAUCAUUUAUUUGUUACGUUACUGAUUCUAUUUAUAUAAAAUUGGGGGCAAAAGCGUUUGAAGAGUAUAAUACAUUGGAAUACGAGGAAAAUUUCGUUGAUCCUGUUUACAAAAGUUUGCUCAUCGUUAAAGUCGGUAAUUUGCCGAAGAAUGCGGAAAUCGAAUGGAGUGGGGUCAGUUACAAACAGUUGAUCGUAGAUGAAGAUAGUGAGGAAGAAGAGGAGAAGGAUCAGAAACCAACUAUUGAAAGUGUAUGUAGUGAAGCUUAUGAUCUUUUGAAAUCCCAGGGCACGCUUAUUGUCAACAACAGAGAAUUUGUAUCAACUUUAACGUUCAAUGAUGGAAAAGAAUUAGCGGAGGUUUUAACUAAAGGUAAAAAAUUGCAUUUUAUUGUUUUCGCCGAACCAACUGAAGCUCUAUUGAAGAUUUUGGAUAAUAAUAAUGGCGAUAAUUCUGUGGAAUUCAUUCCUGUUCAGCAGGUAACGAAUUACAAAGGUGAAUUAAUGGUUUAUGGUUUAAUUGUCAGAGGCUCCUUUUAA
Molecule: messenger RNA, 2007 nt
Organism: Saccharomycopsis crataegensis
Lineage: Eukaryota; Fungi; Ascomycota; Saccharomycetes; Ascoideales; Saccharomycopsidaceae
Gene: DPH6
Product: diphthine--ammonia ligase
Exons: 1
Coding region: 1-2007 (668 amino acids)
Biological process (GO): protein histidyl modification to diphthamide
Molecular function (GO): diphthine-ammonia ligase activity
Source: RefSeq, a predicted model, not a curated record